Messenger RNA from Leptosomus discolor (cuckoo roller), 996 nucleotides. Its product is annotated as trace amine-associated receptor 1. Gene Ontology annotation, molecular function: trace-amine receptor activity. Lineage: Eukaryota; Metazoa; Chordata; Aves; Leptosomiformes; Leptosomidae. The record is from RefSeq and is a predicted model, not a curated record. Gene Ontology annotation, biological process: G protein-coupled receptor signaling pathway. Gene Ontology annotation, cellular component: membrane.
AUGCAACUGUGCUGUGAAUCCGUAAAUGGCUCUUGCAUAAGGAGCAACUGGUCAAACAGUAUCCGAGUUUCCAUGUAUAUCUUCAUGGUUUGCAUUAUUCUGGCCACAGUGGUUGGAAAUUUGACAGUUAUCAUCUCAGUAUCACAUUUCAAGCAGCUGCAUACACCUACCAAUUUCCUGAUACUUUCUAUGGCUACAGUAGACUUUCUGCUGGGAUUCCUCAUCAUGCCUUGCAGCAUGGUCCGCUCCAUUGAGCACUGCUGGUAUUUUGGUGACCUCUUCUGCAAGAUCCACACGAGCACGGACAUCAUGCUGAGCACAGCUUCCAUCUUCCAUCUUUCCUUCAUAUCUAUCGACCGUUACUAUGCUGUGUGUGACCCUCUAAGAUACAAAUCAAAGAUAAAUACUUUUGUUAUCUUGGUCAUGAUAUUUGUAAGUUGGAUGGUCCCUGCUGCUUUUGCUUUUGGGAUGAUCUUUCUAGACCUAAAUUUGCGAGGGGCAAAAAAGAUUUAUAAUCAUUGUGCAGGAGGAUGUUUUGUCAUUUUUAGUGAAACUUCAGGUGUUGUGGCCUCCAUUGUGUCUUUUUAUAUCCCUGGAUUUGUUAUGCUGUACAUCUAUAGGAAAAUAUACUCUAUAGCCAAGAGGCAGGCAAGAUCCAUUGAUGCAAUUAGCCAAAAAAAGGUGCGAUUUGAAAUGAAGCACCACAUUUCAUUCUGCAGAGAAAGGAAAGCUGCCAAGACAUUAGGCAUAAUAAUGGGGGUGUUUCUCAUCUGCUGGAGCCCAUUCUUCUUCUUUACAGCAACCAAUCCAUUUAUGAAUUACGUGAUACCUCCUAUUCUCAUUGAUGCGUUGGUUUGGUUUGGUUAUUUAAAUUCCACAUUUAACCCAAUAGUUUAUGCAUUUUUUUACAUGUGGUUUCGCAGGGCAUUAAAGAUGAUUCUGUUCGGAAAAGUUUUUCAACAGGACUCUUCCAGGACUCAUUUGUUUUUAGAGUAA